Messenger RNA from Lathyrus oleraceus (garden pea), 861 nucleotides. RefSeq lists its product as uncharacterized. Lineage: Eukaryota; Viridiplantae; Streptophyta; Magnoliopsida; Fabales; Fabaceae. The transcript is spliced from 2 exons. The record is from RefSeq and is a predicted model, not a curated record. The coding region runs from base 149 to 553 and encodes 134 amino acids.
AAGUAAAUCAUCUAUACCAAAGAGGCCAAGACCAAGUAAAGAAUUGAAAUACCAUAAUCAAUACAAAAUUGAAAGCGAAGCACAACCACACACACCUUGGUUUGCCCGAUAAAAAUCCUAUCGGAAUCGAAAGUUACUCAUCGCCGGGAUGGCCACCGCCGUGUCCAACGUUGCUGGCCGCCACUCGUUAAGCCAAAUCCUUACCGAUUUCGUCAAGUUCGCCGUAGACUCCGCCAUCGACGGCUAUAUCAAAAUCAUCCCUGACAGAAAACAUGCAGAUAAGACAGUGCGGAAAGAACUGAUAAAUAUACCGAUGUUGACACCAUUAAAGACCAAGAAACACCUUGAUAAAAAGGUUGCAAAUGAACUCCUUUUUGAAACAAAAGUGGAGGGAGUGAAGGAAGAGAUGAAUAAUAUUAAGCAGCAGUACAAAACAUCAAACAAGCUUGUUGAAGAUUCUCAGCCUCCAAAUAAAAUGGGUGAUAAUGGCUUUAAGGGAAUUAAUCUAAUACAGGAAAAUGGGAAAAGAGUAUUCAUCCGGUCUCGUCUAUAGAAUGAAAUUUUCUUAAUAGCAACACAAUCUUUCCAUCACUUUGAGAAUGGAUUUCAAAUAAAAUAGUAGGAUUUGAUAUGAAUUUCACUCAAAUAGAGAUGUUGGUGUGUAAAUAUUGCUAGCAAAGAUAGUGUAAUAUAAUGUGUUUUGUUUUUCUCUCUCUCUUCUGAUAAUGUGUGAAGCUGAAGCAUGGAGAUAACUAGUAUACACAUUACCUCAUCGUGUGGUGUACUGAGUGAUUUCCUAAUGUUAUGUAACUCGGUCUUCCUAUAGUAUUUAGUUAUAUAUAUGACAUAUUUCAUUUACAA